This is a messenger RNA of Paraphaeosphaeria sporulosa, 1542 nucleotides long. RefSeq names its product PLAC8-domain-containing protein. The record is from RefSeq and is a predicted model, not a curated record. Lineage: Eukaryota; Fungi; Ascomycota; Dothideomycetes; Pleosporales; Didymosphaeriaceae. The transcript has a single exon. Bases 28 to 1362 code for a protein of 444 amino acids.
GAGGUAGUCGAUUGCUUGCGCUACAACAUGGAUCCUCGACAGAACCCACAUCAACAUCAGAGCAGCGGCAGACAGCAUCAGAGAUUCUCAUGGCAAAUCCCACCGUCAACACCCCCAGAGGAACCGAUCCAAGCGCACCAAAGUGCGCAGCAACCGCAGCACACCACGCCGUUGAACACGAACAUCGAUGCGCGCCACAACCGCGUCUUCUCCUAUGCGCAGACGCCAGCAGAACACCUAGCAUUUCAAUACAUCCCAUCGCCGAGCGAGCCUGUUCCGCCCCUCCCGCAUCAUUCGCCCACACACCAGCCGCAGUCGCCUACAACACCAAUCGAUCCUCGGCCCCAGUCGGUCUUCCAGCCCGUCGGCGCAGCCAAUUAUUCCGCGUCGCACCCCCAGCAGCCCGUGCCGCAAACUUCGUAUCUAUCCACAUCCCCAGCAUAUGAGGAGAAGCCACCCGUUUCUCCGCUAUCGCCACAUAACUACCACCCCAGCGCCCUCCCACUGUCCCCAGUCUCUCCAGCAUUCCCAGUUACGCCCACCGAUCCGCCGCGGAUAUACACCAGCCAGCCGCAGCCGCAGCAGCAACACCACACCCAGCAUGCGCGCAACCUCAGCAAUCUCUCCCCCCUGAACACAAACAUCCACAGCAAUAUUAACAACAUGCCACCCAUGCCCCCAAUGCCAGCGCAAGCGGACCCCACCCACGCGGCCCCCCUCACCCCCUCCUCCAUCAAGAAAGACCCCGCAGACUUCCACCCCCAAACCCCGCGCUCCUACGCCCACGAAGCCUACUCUCCACACAACGGUAAUGUGUCUGCGACGCAAAAAACGCCUGGCGGCAUCUUCUCCCCGGACUCGGCGCACGGCCCCAACGGCCUCGACUUCGCGCUGCACCAGCCUGGCCAAGUCGCACACCCAAACAUGGAUCUCUCGCCGUCCGGCGCGAAACACGCGUGGACCUCCUCCCUCUGCACACCCUCCUCAGACUGUCUGACCGGCCUGUUCUGCCCGUGCAUCCUCUACGGGCGGACCGCGCAUCGCCUGUCACAGAAAAGCGCGAAGCAGGAUCCAACCGAUCUGCUAGGGUACUCUGCGACGAACGGGCAUUGUCUGCUCAUGGCGGUGAGUUGUGGGCUGUGGUGGGUGUAUCCGAUGGUGCAGCGGGCGCGGGUACGGCAUGUGUAUAAGCUUGAGGGCGACGUCGGGGGGGACUGCGUGAGGAGCGUGUGUUGUUGUUGCUGUGUGGCGGUGCAGAAUGAGCGGGAGGUGAGGGGGCGGGAGGAGGCGAAGAGACAGCAUGCGGGGCCCGCGGCAGGAUAUAAGAGCGUGGGACAGAUGGCGUAUGUGCCGCAGCAUUGAAUUUAAAAAGCGAGAGGUGGUGAAGGGGACUUACAGGGAAAGAGGACGAUGUGGUAGGGGGGAUGGUGGUGGAGAUGAUGGCAGACUCGCUCUUUUACGAUACCCAAAUGUCUUUUCUUUUAGUCUGUACCUGCACCUGCUUAUGAGCAUGGAAUCGCAUAGCAUAGCAAUGUUACAGUG